UAAAAAAUUAUCUGCAAAAUGUUAUGUGGUCGAACAUUUUAACUAAAAUUUCAAGACUUCUAUUCUCCCAGCUGAACGGCUUCUCUCCAACGCCAAAUAUCCCCUCUCCCUCAAGGGUUUCAUAAUGAACUUGGUUCACUCCAAUUGCAUACACAAAUCUCAAUUCUCAUCUUCACCUGUCUCUAUCCAUGGCGUCCCACCGCCACGAAUAAACAAGAAGAAGCUUUCGGCUUUCAGAGUUUCUAGUCUUGCCGCCUCAAUGACUGAAGUUUCGGUAGACAAUGGAACACUCAGGCGGAGUUUAACGACUUCCGUCAACUCCCAGAAUAAGGCGUUACCUUCGAGGAUGUCUAGCAGUGCUAUGGAACAACUUGAUUUCGAACGCGGUGUUUGCAUCCCCUUUCGCAAGUACUCUCCUGAGACAGUCAGAAAUAAGGUACUGGAGUCUCGAGGGGCGGUUGCAUCACUAAUUUUACGUGGUGUGGAGAUUGUGUGGAAUUUGGGUCUGUAUUGGUCUUCUUUGAUGUACGAUUGUUUGGUCGGAAGGGAUGAAGAGGUUGUUCCCUUUCGAGCUCGCCAACUCAGGAAUCUCCUAUGUGAUCUCGGACCAUCUUUUAUUAAAGCUGGCCAGGUUCUUGCCAACAGACCUGAUAUCAUCAGAGAAGAUUAUAUGAAUGAACUUUGCAUUCUUCAAGAUGAUGUUCCUCCUUUUCCCAAUCAGGUUGCUUUUAAAAUCAUUGAGGAAGAAUUGGGCCAACCCCUUGAAGCUGUAUUUAGCAAAAUUUCAUCGCAAACUAUAGCAGCUGCAAGCUUGGGUCAAGUUUACCGUGCGACACUUCGUUCUUCAGGAGAGGAUGUUGCAAUUAAGGUGCAGAGGCCACAGAUAGAACCUAUAAUCUAUCGUGAUCUUUUUCUAUUUCGAACACUUGCCUCCUUCUUAAAUGGAAUUAGCAUACAAAAAUUGGGCUGCAAUGCUGAACUAAUAGUUGAUGAAUUUGGUGAAAAGCUUUUGGAGGAGCUUGAUUAUACCUUGGAAGCCAGGAACAUUGAAGACUUCCUUGAGAACUUCAAAGAUGAUCCUACUGUUAAAAUUCCUCGGGCUUACAAACAAUUCUCUGGGUCACGUGUUUUGGUAAUGGAAUGGAUAGAUGGCAUUCGAUGCACUGACCCAAAGGCCAUCAAGGAUGCUGGAAUUGACGUAAAUGGAUUUCUAACAGUUGGAGUAAGCGCUGCUCUCCGGCAGUUGCUUGAAUUUGGGUUAUUUCAUGGAGAUCCACACCCUGGAAAUAUAUUUGCCUUGCGAGAUGGACGUAUUGCUUAUGUGGACUUUGGGAAUGUGGCUGUGCUUAGUCAGCAAAAUAAGCAGAUACUAAUUGAUGCUGUUGUCCAUGCUGUUAAUGAGGACUAUGCUGAAAUGGCAAAUGAUUUUACCAGACUUGGUUUCUUGGCUAGUGGAACUGAUGUCUCUCCUAUUAUUCCAGCUUUAGAAGCUAUCUGGCAGAAUUCUUCUGGAAAAGGACUUGCUGACUUUAAUUUCCGAAGUGUUACUGGGCAAUUCAACAAACUGGUUUAUAAUUAUCCCAUUAGGAUUCCAGAGAGGUUUUCUCUUGUUAUUCGUUCUUUAUUGACUCAGGAGGGUAUCUGUUUUAAACUCAAGCCAGAUUUUAAAUUUCUAGAGGUUGCUUACCCAUAUGUGGCAAAGCGCCUGUUAACAGAUCCUAAUCCAGCUCUUCGUGAACGCCUCAUACAGGUUCUUUUUAAAGAUGGUGUUUUCCAGUGGAAACGGCUAGAAAAUCUUAUUGUUCUUGCGAAGGAAAAUGUGGCCAAAAUGAGUAGUAACCCUGCACUGCAAGUGAAGAAGAGUGUGCCAAGUUCAAGAAGCUGGCAAACAGUAAGCAAAUUGGACUUGACAGACACCAUUAAAGACGGAGCUCGCCUUUUCCUCUUUGAUGAAGGUAUCCGUAGACAGCUUCUGCUUGCUCUGACUGAAGACUCUAAGCUCCAUGUUGAAGAGCUGGUGGAUGUCUAUAGACUGGUUGAAGAUGAUAUAGACGUACCAGCGGUGGCUAGGGAAAUUGUACGAGAUUUUCCAAAUGUUGUUCGGGAUUUCUUGCUUUCAUGGAGCAACUCGGUUUUAUCUGAUAGAUGAAGCAAAAUUUUGGCAGACAUUUAUUUUGUAUAGAUGAGUUCCAGUACACGUUGUGGAGCAAGAGAGCAGCUGGUUUAUUGAAACUGUGACAAGUGAAUAUGAAUGUUGUACCUUAUUGGAGUUGAUAGUUGUAUAUAAUAUAUA
This is a messenger RNA of Hibiscus syriacus, 2293 nucleotides long. Its product is annotated as protein ACTIVITY OF BC1 COMPLEX KINASE 1, chloroplastic. The record is from RefSeq and is a predicted model, not a curated record. Bases 125 to 2149 code for a protein of 674 amino acids. Gene Ontology annotation, biological process: protein phosphorylation. Lineage: Eukaryota; Viridiplantae; Streptophyta; Magnoliopsida; Malvales; Malvaceae. The transcript has 14 exons. Gene Ontology annotation, molecular function: ATP binding; protein kinase activity.